ACAGCAACAGCACGUUGUAGUGCACGUUUCUGUUUUGAUCACAGUGUGAUUACUCGUGUGAUAUCUGUGACUGCGCUGUGUUAGAGGUUUUUUUUUUUAAUCCUGCGAUGAGGAUCAUGAAGAGACCAAACAUCCUCCUCACAGGAACCCCAGGCGUAGGGAAAACAACACUUGGAAAGGAACUGGCUCAGAAGACCGGACUAACGUACAUCAACGUUGGAGAUCUGGCCAAGGAAGGUCAGCUGUUCGAUGGCUUUGAUGAUGAAUACCAGUGUCCCAUCCUGGAUGAGGACAGGGUUGUGGAUGAACUGGAGGACAAGAUGACUGAAGGGGGCGUGAUUGUAGACUACCACGGCUGUGACUUCUUCCCAGAGCGCUGGUUUCACAUCGUGUUCGUCCUCCGCACGGACAACACCAACCUUUAUAGCCGACUCGAGAGCAGGGGUUACACAGGGAAGAAGCUUCAGGACAACGUUCAGUGUGAAAUCUUCCAGACCAUCUACGAGGAGGCCAUGGAGGCAUAUAAGGAGGAGAUCGUGCACCAGCUGCCCAGCAACGAGCCCGAUGACCUGGAGAGGAACCUGGAGCAGAUAUCACAGUGGAUCGAGCAGUGGAUGAAAGACAAUAACUGACACAUAAACACUUAAAUAAAUACACACACCGAUGGGACAAGUGUGCUCCAUCAAGCUCUAAUAUAGAUUUAUAUUCAAACAUUGCUAUGUUUCUCACGGCUCUGUUCCUCCCGAAUUAACGUGCUGAGUGAAUUAAAAUAAAUUCUUCUGUAGUGUAGUGUACACUCGAAGGGAGGAAAAUGCCUUUAUACAGUAUAGAUGAUGGUCUGAAUCUAAGAAAAACACUGAAGUGUCUAAAACAUAUAGACUUUUCCUGAGACUGAUAUGCUGAAGAAUCUAAAAAGGUUCUAGAGGGUGUGUACUCAGUAUAAACAAAAUUAUAGUUUAUUUUGCGCAUUUAUCUACAAAACUAAUCAAUUCCAAGAAAAAAAAAUGAAGUAUGUAGGAUCCGACCGCCUUCCUGGCGAUGUAUGCUGUUAGAGUUAAAAAGUGUUUAUCUGACAUUAAUAUUUUGCUUUUUAUAUUUAAGCAUUUUUGUUACUUAAAAAAUAAAUAAAUAAAAUAAGAGCCAAAUGUGAAAAUUAA
Messenger RNA from Clarias gariepinus (North African catfish), 1157 nucleotides. RefSeq names its product adenylate kinase 6 (gene ak6). Gene Ontology annotation, molecular function: ATP binding; AMP kinase activity; ATP hydrolysis activity. The transcript has 5 exons. Bases 108 to 632 code for a protein of 174 amino acids. Gene Ontology annotation, cellular component: cytoplasm; nucleus. Lineage: Eukaryota; Metazoa; Chordata; Actinopteri; Siluriformes; Clariidae. The record is from RefSeq and is a predicted model, not a curated record.